Ambispora leptoticha is the source of this 348-nucleotide messenger RNA. The record is from the annotation of a GenBank genome assembly. NCBI's taxonomy places the organism in Eukaryota, Fungi, Glomeromycota, Glomeromycetes, Archaeosporales, Ambisporaceae.
AUGGUCAAAUUAGAAGAAAUACACGACGAAGACGCUCUCCACGACGAUGAAGAAGAAAUCUCUGACAACGACUCCACCUACUCUACAGAUUCUGCUGCAUCAAACGACUACGAAGAGUCGAUAAUCGAAAGAAUAUGGGCGUUACGUGAUAUCAUACCACAGGAAACACGCGAGUCAAUAUCGACCAAUGUGUCGCGUGUGUGGAAUUUCGGGUGGCGAGGUGCUAACUUUGUCGGGAAUACGUUGUGGGUGUUGACUACUACGGCGUUGUUGUUAGUCAUGCCGUUGGCGUUAGAAAUUGAACGGGAGGCUGCGAUUGUGCAAAUGGAGAACGAGCAAAAGGCAUUG